AUGUGUCUUGUGGAUGGUACUGGCUUACAAUCUUCCCUUGAGAUCCAUAAGGCUGCUAUUGAUUAUUUCCAAAAAUUUUUGGGCGAUAGUCGCAGAAUCGAUUUACCUGAUUUGAGUGAUUUUGUCUCUCCUGUGAUUGAUGCUGGUGAAAAUUCUUCUCUUUGUCAGGAUCCCUCGAUGGAGGAGAUUAAAAAUGCUCUCUUCAGUAUCCCUAUUGAUAGUGGUCUUGGUCUUGAUAGUUUUGGUUCUGAUUUUUAUCGUGUUUGUUGGGACUUUAUUAAGGAUGAUUUAUUGGAAGCUGUUAUUGAGUUUUUUCAUACUAAAUCUUUUCCUAGGUUUUACAUGACUUCAUAUAUUGUUCUCAUUCCUAAGGUGGAUAAGCCUUCUGGUUUUGAUAAAUUUCGGCCCAUCAGUCUCUGCUCGGUUAUUUAUAAGGUCUACUCCAAAAUUCUUGCGGCCCGCUUGACGAGUCUGCUUUCUAAAAUGAUUUCUUAG
Molecule: messenger RNA, 495 nt
Organism: Carya illinoinensis
Lineage: Eukaryota; Viridiplantae; Streptophyta; Magnoliopsida; Fagales; Juglandaceae
Exons: 1
Coding region: 1-495 (164 amino acids)
Source: RefSeq, a predicted model, not a curated record